Lachancea lanzarotensis is the source of this 2343-nucleotide messenger RNA. It is a transcript of the gene MDM20, whose product is annotated as LALA0S10e05732g1_1. The transcript has a single exon. NCBI's taxonomy places the organism in Eukaryota, Fungi, Ascomycota, Saccharomycetes, Saccharomycetales, Saccharomycetaceae. Gene Ontology annotation, biological process: N-terminal peptidyl-methionine acetylation. Gene Ontology annotation, cellular component: cytoplasm; NatB complex. Gene Ontology annotation, molecular function: protein-N-terminal amino-acid acetyltransferase activity. The record is from RefSeq and is a predicted model, not a curated record. Bases 1 to 2343 code for a protein of 780 amino acids.
AUGGAGGCUGCCGGUGAUGAAAUUCUGGACGCUUUAAACAGCGAAAACGGUAAACUGGCGGUGCGAUUGAGUGGGAAACUGUGUGCUAAGUUUCCAAAGGCAAGCUAUGCCAAGAUCUUGGAACAAUACGUGCGGUUCCGGUUGAAUAGUAAUAAGGGUAAUGAGGUUACAUCGCUGGAACAAACACUGGCAAAUUGCGGCGUGCCAAGCGACCUUCGGUCGCUGGCACUGCUGCAUCGAUUUCGUCUCGAAUUGGGCCAGCCAGAUCGUGCGUUGGAAGCGUACAAACUGGCAAUGCAAAAGUAUCCAAGCGCAGAUAUUGGCUACGCGUGGUUUUGUAAAGCCAUUGAGGACUCCAACUAUCGAAAUAUGGCGCAAUCGUCGUUCCAGCUGCGUCGCUGGGCUCAGGACCCACGUAUGGUACAAUUUUGGUACGCGCUUUCCACGGUUGUAUCCUUGAAACUCCAGGCUGACCAGUUCAGUACGAAAGAACGCCAGCUGAAUGCCAUGUUGGCUUACAAAACCAUCGAGACGCUCAGACCUUUCCGUUCAGAUCAGGAAAGGGUCAUUUUCUGUCACGUUUGCGAGGUCUGCGGGGAUAAGUCUCGGGCAAUCGUGGAUGAAUUGCUUCCACUCUUUUUGAAUGACACGGACAAUGAGUUUUCCGUUGACCUGUAUCUCAAAAACUUCCUUUUAACGCAUCUGAAGGCCCUGGAGGAUCAUGCCAACCUAAUAGAGGUGUGUAGGCGUCUUUUGACACUACUUGACGAUUUCGGGCUAUUGACGCAACUCAUCGAGAGCGCGAAAAUACGCCAGAUACCGCGCAAAGAAGUAGAGAUUAUCAUAAAAGCACGCGAUUCCAGAAAUCAUCGUCUGGCGUAUUUGCAUAUGGACUCAGUGUACUGUGAAUCCAUCUCCGAAAAGAGCCUAGAGCAGUACCUUGAAAGGUUCCACGACAAGCCUUGUUGCGUUUCCGAUUUAAAGAGUUAUGGAGAGAAGCUUACAUCGGAAGCGAUUGAACAAAGCUUUAAAAAAUUCGAAAGUGGGAUCAUGCACGACUGCAACUACUCUCGACUCACCGAGAUCCAAGAUUCAGAGCAUUUCAUAACGCUUUUUAGGAAAUACAAAGGGGAUCUUGAUGCAAAACUCAAGACAGAUUACUCUCCUUGCUCGUAUUUCAUACUGAAAAUUGUUGAGUCGCUGAUCAACGAUACAAACAUUACAUUCCAGAAUUUGUUGGCUAGCAUUGUCAUUUUAGAGCAAUAUCAAACUCUCGAUCCAUACAACUUCGAUACCAGAGUUUGGUUGGUCGUUCUUUAUAAUCAUCUGGGGUGUCCCUCUCUGGCCUUCAGCCACUACGCACAACUCAAGGUCAAAAACUUACAGGUAGAUACCAUGGACUUCCUGAUGACCACAAGAUACGCUUCACUUUUCCCCGUUAAGGGCCAUACUUUCUUUGAGCAAGUUGAGGCCAGCGACAACGUUUACGAGUCGAUUGAUAACCUUCCCCGAUUCAUUCAGAUUGCGUUUGAGCGACAAAGCUAUGGGAAAAUUCUAGGCAUGCUCGAACUACACGAUAAAAUAGCGCGGUCGACAGGGCGGUGGUCUAAGCAGGGCGAGCGCUUGUUGCAGGCGCGUCUAUUUAACGACAAACGCGGUGGACUGUUAAGAAAGUUGAACGACUCCUGGCGUCAUCUAUGUUUGUACAAUCUCAACCACGGAAUAUCCGUUGACAAGAAUAUGCCUGUUGAACUGAACGAUAACCGCGAUUUCUCGGUACUAGGCCCCAUGGCAAAGAGCUGCACCGUAGUUACGAGCUACCUACGACAGGAUAACGCUGCUGUACUUGGUGGGAACUUGCGAGAGAUGAUGAUGGGCCUUGUCGAACGAAACACUUCCAUUGAUCAGUUUAUACAGCAACAUGGCACUAAUUUGACGGCGCAAAUGACCGCAAGCGAGGCGUGGGGCCUUGAAGUGGCGCAACUCGUUUACGAAUCGCAACUCAACAGCACUAAGUCAGCCAAUCUACUUGCUAAAUUGCGUUCCAGACCUGACAUCCAGACAAACGGCUGGCGCCUGUGUCAUGACUAUCAUACACAGCUGGCGACCCUGAAAUCGCUAGACCAGCUCAAGCGGAUGAAGGACCCGGAAUGCAAACAUUUCAUCAAGUCGCAGCUCUGUCUGUUGCGUGAAAAGGGCCCACUUUUGUUCCAAGAUUACAUCUCUACGAUUUCCGCGUCUACACCCACCAAUACUAUCGUUGACAAGCUGGGACUGCAGCAGCAUGAUCUUGAUAUUGCCAACUCCGUUCGGACAAUAUUCAAAGUCGCUAGAAACCUCUGA